AUGUCUACUAAUACAGAACGCGAUGCACUUAUAUCUUCAUAUUCUCACUUAAAAGGAAUGAAACGGGAAGCUGAAGCACUUAAUUCUCUCAAGAAAAUUGCGUCGUUAGUCAAACCUAUUAUGAGAGCACGUCAUUGGCGCGUAGGUACUUUAACAGAAUUCUACCCAGACCAGCAAAAUCUACUAGGUCUUAAUGUAAAUAGAGGGCAGAAAAUAUGUCUACGGUUGAGAUAUCCUGGAGAUCAAAAUCAAUUUCUGCCGAUAGAACAGGUGGUGGAUACAAUGCUUCAUGAAUUAUGCCACAACGAGAUCGGACCUCACAAUCAAGAAUUUCAUGCUUUAUGGGAUCAACUACGGAAGGAACAUGAAGGUCUGAUAGACAAAGGAUAUACUGGAGAAGGUUUCCUGUCAGAAGGAAAGAGUUUGGGUGGACGCAGAGUACCACGACACGAAGCAAGACGUCUAGCCCGCAUAGCUGCAGAGAAACGACGGAACUCUCUCAAAGGAUCGGAUCAGAAGCUGGGAGGUCGGCCAGUGCCAUAUGGUACCGAUAUUCGGAAGGUUAUCGUAGAUGCGAUCGAGCGCCGAAACAAAGUGCUUAAAGGUUGUGGAGAGAGCAGGAUGAAUCCUAUCGAGAUCAGAGACUUGACCGAUGAAGCUACACACAAUGGAUUCAAAACCGUAGCAGAAGAAGAUUUAGCAAACGAGGCAGCAAUUGCUCAAGCUAUGUGGGAGCUUGUUCAAGAAGAUCAGAAGAUGGAGUUUGGAGACCUUUAUAUUCCUCCUUCUGUCCAAAACCCUGCGGGAACUAGCGGUGGUAAUGUUGGGGGGCGGGCAUUGGAUGAAAAUUCCAAGUCUUCGUCUGAACAACCUUUAGCUAGACGACCUGCAACUUCGACUUUGACCUCGGCCGGCUUGGAAACAUCUCGACAGCCUUUGGGCCAUGUCAGUCGUCUAGUGCUCGAAAAUUCGAACAAGUCAAAAUCGUCGCCAAAACCAAAAGAUCCUCAAAACGAACCAGCACAAGGACCAGUAUACUCCGCACCUACCUUGACAGGAUGGACAUGUACUAUAUGUACACUUCACAACCCGAUCGACUUUUUGUGCUGCGAUGCCUGUACUACUGAGAGGCCAGAAAGCAUUACGAAACAGAUUGAUCGAAAUUCUCUGAGAAAAGCCGCAGCUAGACCUCUUCCGCCCCAACCACAAAUGUGGACUUGUCGAUGGUGCAGCACCAAAAUGGAAAAUCAAUGGUGGACUUGCUCUACUUGCGGGAAAAUGAAAGAAAGUUCAUGA
Botrytis sinoallii is the source of this 1296-nucleotide messenger RNA. RefSeq lists its product as uncharacterized. The record is from RefSeq and is a predicted model, not a curated record. The transcript has 2 exons. NCBI's taxonomy places the organism in Eukaryota, Fungi, Ascomycota, Leotiomycetes, Helotiales, Sclerotiniaceae. Bases 1 to 1296 code for a protein of 431 amino acids.